UGAAGAGCCGCGCGAUGUGAUGUUGCGUCUGUAAGGCGCGUUUUAGACAAGCGAGUGAGGCGCUUUACACCUCAACAAUUUUAUUUUAAUGAGAAAUACGGAACUAAAUAUUGUUGCAGUUGAUCAGAAGGAAACGCUGGUUUGGGACCUCAAAAGGUUUAUCAUUCAAAAUGGCAUGUAGUGAGGAAGACGAGGCGCAAUGUUACGCAAAACUUAUGCAGCUUCAGAAACCUGCUGGAAAUACGUUGAAAGCAUUGCUUGAAUACGAGAUAAAAAAAAAAAGACUAUCGAUUGACCAGGUAUUGUUGAGUCAUAAGAAAAAAAUAUUACGAAAGGUUGAACAUUCUGCAAAAGAUUUACUCUUCCCAAAAGGGAAACAGCAAACAAAUGUAGAUAAAUGGGAUAUAUCAUUGUUCUGUUAUAUCUUACGGACUUGCUGCAUGCUGCAACCAACCCAAGAUAACGAUGUAAAUGAUGUGCGUACUACACGAAACUACAUUGCUCAUUCACCAAAGCCUUGUGUUAGCAAUGCCGAUUAUGCAAUGCAUGCAAAUGUUUUCAAGACCUUUAUUACAAACACGUUGAAUCACAUUAAUGAUCAAGACUUAAAGGCAGAAAUAAACGAGCAGGUACAAGAAGCAGAACGCCCCGUAGGCAAACAAGUUAUUGAAGCGUACACCAUCUGUCACAAAAGCAAUAGUUCCGUAGUAGACGACGUGAAAGAGCACUUAGAUAAACACCAUGCAGUUGUGCUAGAUAAAUUUGAAGACCUGGAGAAAUUGAUCAACACAUUGCCAAAAGAGUCGCAGGCGAAGCUUGAACCACCAAAUCUAGCCAGCUUUAAACUACUGAUUAAGAAUUGUAGUCCGGAUGAAGAAGAGAAAAUAUCGCAAGUCUUAGUUCGAAUAUUUGGAGAACAUUUAGGAAAGAAAUUCAGCACCUUGCCGGAAGAAACAUGUGAAGGGCUUAAACAUAUUGUGGGACAAAUAUGCAAGGAGCUUCAAAAGAUGGUUGACCUGACAGAAGCCAAGUAUGGGUGUGUAUGUAUCACCAUCCGGUUUUACGACUUUGUAUCCUACAUGGAUUUUUUGGACAAAUCGGUUAAUGGAAAACUUACAGAAAUUGCACUUCCGCUUCAAAAUGCUUUAAGAUGCUGCUUUGAAAUAGAAGACUUACAAGUAGAGUUUGUCAUGAACGAUGAGCAGUUAUUAGAUUGCUUCGACCACACACUGGAGUGCUUGAAGAAUGUGUACUCCUCAUUGAUGAAAACGACACACGUAAACGAACAAGAUGGCAAUACGCAUCCAAACAAUAAUGAACAGAGCACAUUAUAUUCAGCUGCACCGGUUACCGAAGUGCCAGACAUUUUAAUGUCAACCUUUUGCACCGUGCUGGACAAACAAAGCGAUUUAAGUAUAUCAAAGAAUGAUGCAGAAAAAUAUGGACAGGUUUUGAAAGAUGCUAUAGAAAUAUUUACAGCUGGUUCCAUGAUUCAAUCGGAAAAGGAGCAGGAUCAGUCGCCUCCAGGAGAGGCAGAAGUGAACAUUCGUUCUACAAAACAGUCCGCCGAAAGUGAAAAAGAAGCCCUAUUGCUAAAAGGAAAGGGUCAGGAACAAUUCCGUGCAGCUGGGGCAGAAAGAGAGUUAAAUUUAAAGAGACAGUCCGCCAAAACCAAUGAAGAAUCCAUUUCGACGACAGGAACGGGUCAUUUUCAAUCUCCCGCGUUGGAAAAAGGGGGAGCAGCAGAAGGGCAUUUUAAACAAGAGUCGACCGAAAAUGUAGAUGAAGAUUUGUUGUCAAAAGAUUUCAAGAAUCUACCAGUUAUAGACCUGGAUCCGUCGUCUCUGGGAAAGGCAAAAUACAUUCGUGUAACCAACCAGUACGAAGAAAGUGAAACCCUAUUGCAAAAAAGUAAUGGAACGGAUCAGUACCUGCCGCUACCGGUGGAGGCAGAGAAAGACAAACACUAUCAUGUUGCUAGUAUGCCUGGUUCCAUGAUUCAAUCGGAAAAGGAGCAGGAUCAGUCGCCUCCAGGAGAGGCAGAAGUGAACAUUCGUUCUACAAAACAGUCCACCGAAAGUGAAAAAGAAGCCCUAUUGCUAAAAGGAAAGGGUCAGGAACAAUUCCGUGCAGCUGGGGCAGAAAGAGUGUUAAAUUUAAAGAGACAGUCCGCCAAAACCAAUGAAGAAUCCAUUUCGACGACAGGAACGGGUCAUUUUCAAUCUCCCGCGUUGGAAAAAGGGGGAGCAGCAGAAGGGCAUUUUAAACAAGAGUCGACCGAAAAUGAAGAUGAAGAUUUGUUGUCAAAAGAUUUCAAGAAUCUACCAGUUAUAGACCUGGAUCCGUCGUCUCUGGGAAAGGCAAAAUACAUUCGUGUAACCAACCAGUACGAAGAAAGUGAAACCCUAUUGCAAAAAAGUAAUGGAACGGAUCAGUACCUGCCGCUACCGGUGGAGGCAGAGAAAGACAAACACUAUCAUGUUGCUAGUAUGCCUGGUUCCAUGAUUCAAUCGGAAAAGGAGCAGGAUCAGUCGCCUCCAGGAGAGGUAGAAGUAGACAUUCGUUCAACAAAACAGUCAGUCGAAAGUGAAAAAGGAGCCCUAUUGCUAAAAGGAAAGGGUCAGGGACAAUUUCGUGCAGUUGGAGCAGAAAGAGAGAUAAAUUUAAACAGACAGACCACCAAAAGCAAUGAAGAAUCCAUUUCGACGACAGAGUAUUUCCAAAUUGAAGACAGUCCGGCACGAGACGAGAGUCGUCUUUAUGCAAAAAAAAGAGAAUUAAAGGCACAGCUAAUCAAGUACUAUAAACAAUCUGCAAACAGGAUUGCCGUUAGGCUCGACAUUGAGGAAGCCGUUGAAAAGCUAUACGAAACCCCUAAACUUACCUUAAAGAAAAUCGAAAAUGGCGUGAUAAUAGAGGAAGAUAUUCCUGAAGUAAGCCAACUGUUUUCGACAAAUGAUGGCAAAAUGAAUGAAAAGAUCAUUAUCGAGGGUGAGCCUGGAACAGGCAAGACCUCUUUGUGUAAAAUGAUCGUGGCUGACUGGCUAAGGGGAAAUACGAAAGUUGAGCAGAAGCCAAUCACACCAAAUUUAAGUAAGUUUGAAUUCGUCUUCUUCAUCACACUUCGCGCUGUUAAAACUGAGAGUAGAAUUAAAGCAAUGAUAGUCAAAAAUAUACUAAAGAGUAUUGAUCCAGUCUAUGAACACGAGGACUCACUGCUGGGAGAAAUUCUAACAUUAGACAAUUGUCUUCUCCUGCUUGAUGGCUUGGAUGAAUGGCGAGAAGAAAUGCCUCAUGUUCAAACAAGUUGGCGAAACUGUACAACAGUAAUCACAACACGCCCGUACAAAUUGGCUGAACUGAAGAUUGUUCCAACGCAGAUCGGUAAACAUGUGAAAUUGGAUGGAGUUCAGAAUCCGAAUAAUCUCGUUUUGAAAGUCAUUCGGAUGUUAGAAGAGAUCAACAAAACAAGCAAAAACCCAGAGUCUUGCAUUAAUGACUUAAAGGAACAACAGCUCUGGCAUUUCAGUGAACAUCCAGGCCUACUUCUUCAUAUUGUUUGGCUCUGGCAAAAGAACAACUUAAGAGACAAGUUGAUUUCCACGCUUUACCAGCAAAUGAUUGAAGAAAGAUGGUUUGACAUGUGUGACAAAAAAAAUCAGGCAAAAGAUCCACGAGAGCUGUAUGACGUACUGAGCGAAAUAGCAUUUCACAAAAUGAUUUCUGAAAACCAGGACGAAUCAUUCGUGUUUAACAUCAAGGGGAUACAGCUAGAAAAAUUUAUGCAGUAUAAGAAUGCAUCGCUUGAAUCUGGUAUCUUAACGACCAGCUAUGUACCUGGAAAACGCUUUCCUCAGUACAGAUUUCUCCACAAAACAUUUCAAGAAUUCUUUGCAGCUCUUUAUGUGUCAAAACGAGGUUCGGCAUUGUCCACAUCAUGCAAGCUUGUGAAAAACAUAUACUCGAAUCACAGGAACGAAAGUGUAUUUGCUUUGAAGCAGGUGUUCCUUUUUCUGUGCGGUUUGAAUCCAUAUGCAGCAAAAGUGUUUUCAAAAACACUUAACGAGCUGUUUACUGAGAAAUAUGAAAACAUGCGUUCGGCUCAUUCAUUCCAGGAAAUGAUUCUAAGAGGCUACGAGGAGGCAGAAAGAAAUGGAUGCAUCGGGGAGGAGUUCUGCUUGCAGCAUAUUGUUCUUAAUCAAUGGCUUACAUGGAAUCAAAAGUCAAUUUUGAAAGUGGUAUUGGAUAAAAGAAAAUCCAAUCUCGAAUCAUUACAUAUUGAUGGAGAAAGCGACUUAACCUCUUCCCUGCAGUACAUUGGCGAUCCAACUAUUUUAAACCUACAGUCUUGCCAGCAUUUAAAAUAUGUUGUGAUUCAAAACAUUCCGUAUGAUGAUAUCAACGAGCUGAAUUUGAAUGGAGUAUUAGAAUGUACAAUACGAUUCAGAGGCUACAAACCAGCUAUUAAACUGAUAUCGUCAUUGCAGUCCUCAGAUUUACGAAGUUUGAAAAUACUUAAACUGGUAAAUGUUGGUUUGGAACGUAAAGCCAUGGACAUAUUUUCAAGACUAAAAUAUGUCAGAUUGCUAAGCCUCCAAUGGAGCAAGGCGAGUCCACCAAAUGAUUCAAAUUUGGACCUUGAUCACCUUAGACAUCUCGAUUACCUCGAAACACUCUCACUUAAAGGCCUACAUUUCUCUGACGUUGUAAAUCUACACAUGCAAAAUCUGCAGAAGUUAGAUGUUGGGUUUAGAACACAACAACGAGCACCACAAUUGAUGGCAUCAUUACUACAAGAAGGUGACGGUUCAAUUACAACAUUUCCUGAUGGGACACACUUUGUCAUUAGAGACCUUAGACUUCACAACAUCCUAUUUUCCGCAAUAGUGUUCAGGCGUCUCGUAAGUUUGGUGUUACAGUCGCGACAUUCUGUAUGCGUUAAGCUUGAGACAUGUACAAUCGAAGAGGACAUAAAGCAGCUGCCGGAGGAGAUGGAGAACCAGCCCGCCUUCCACAUGGUGGUUCCACAUCCUGCAUCACCUGGCUAUGAAACAAACAUUAAGAUAUUGGAAGUGACAUUGUCAGCAAAGAUGUUCAGGUUUCUCGUAAAUGGGAUAAUGCAGUCUGGAAAAAUUGUGGACUGUGAGUUAAUGAAUUGUAUAUUGAAGCCUAACGAGGAGUUGAGGCGACUGAUGAUGGAGAUAGAGAACCAGCCCAAAAUCCAUGUGAAUAAGUUCAGCAGGGGCGAACAAGGCCGGUGCAUUAAAUUUUCAAGGUCAUCAGUCAAGGCUUAGAAGUGGCGUUUGAAUACGAAUAUAUUCAUCUCAUUUGGAGGAUCUAACAAUGUUCAGUUCUUCUAACAUUUGCUAACUGGUAUCAUCGAACAUUAGAUGUUUGUGUUAGUGACGUUAAAUUCCAAGUAAAGUUGAUAUCGAAAACAUCCGAAACAAACGUUAUUUUACAAAUAUUAAAAAAACAAGAUACCAAACAAAGACAAAAGUCGGGAAUGCCUGUGAAAACAAUUCAUAUUUGUAUAACAUUGAAAAGAACUUGUAUAUGUUUGGUAUUAGGACACGAUGUUUAGAAGUUUUGUUUCUGUAGUUUUAUACUACUUGGCAUGUGUAGCUUCUUCUUCAUUAAACUAUACCUUUCAAUUGUCAUACUAAUAUUUUGUAUUCGGCGUUUUUUGUUUGUUUGCGUUAAUUUCAAAAUAUAAAGUGUUUAUAAAUGUUUAAAGAUUGUUUGUACAUAAAAGAAAUCAUAAGAACAAUUCAAAACACAGUUUUAUAUAGGUUGUUGUUGUUUAUUUGUAUUAAUUAACGAUCCUUAUAUAGUUCGUUACAAUUUCUCGUUUGGUUGUUGUUUAUUUAUCGAUUAGAUGAUCUUCAUAUAUUUCGUUUUAUUAUGGUGUAUUAUCUAUGUUCUGAAUGACACGCAUGCUGUUCUUUCGGCCGGUGGAUAAUCGUGUAUGUUACGAAGUUAAUCUAUGUUGUGAAUUUCGCGCAUGUUGUAUUUUUAUUGUAUACAAUUGAAUAUUGCACUUCCUCUGCUUGUUUACAAAUUGCAAAUUGUUGUUAACUGUUUGUUCGCAUGUGUUAUGUUUGGUGUUGCACGGUUUACAUUUGUUGUUAAUGGCAUGCAUGUCGAGAGUCUUUUGUAGUAUUGUGGAUGUUAUGAUAUUUAUCUAUAUUUCAAAUGACUAACACGUAGGAACAUAAAGUGGAUACAAACUGAGCUGAUAACCGUUAAUGACAGAGAUUCUUUUUUCAUAACAUUAAAAGAAAACAUAUAUAUUGUCUACAGGCUAACCCUGUGUUAUAUUAUUGUUUCAUUGAAGUGGUAUGAUCCCUCAUUAUGGUAUUGUUAAAAGUAAUAUGUAUCUUAGAUUGUGCAAAGUGUAUCUAUUUUGUGAAUAUCACAAAUGAAGUGUAAAGAUAAAUAUGUUUCAGUGUGAUGUUCGACGCUCAAAUUAUAGUUGACUCAAACUGUUAAAAGUAAAGGUAUUUCAUGGCUUAAAGUUUGUUACUUUAAAAUUCAUUUAUGAUUGUGUUCGUGUUUAUUUUAUGUACCAGUAUUAAACUAUGUGAGUUUAUGUUGAGAACAUUUUUUGUAUUAGAAUAUGAUUGUUAAGUUUAUGUCUUGUUUAAAAUACAUGUACUCAUAUUUGGUCAUUAAAUUGGCUAACUGAACAUGCAUUUACAUUGAUUUUGCAUGAAUUUACCUUGACCAUGCAUGUAUUAACCUUGAUAAUGCAUCUACUUUCUUUAUUGAUAAGGAAUGUCUUCCUGUUUGUGUUCUAUUUUACUUUUAAUAAAAGAUAUUUGCUACA
This is a messenger RNA of Mya arenaria, 6829 nucleotides long. RefSeq lists its product as uncharacterized. Lineage: Eukaryota; Metazoa; Mollusca; Bivalvia; Myida; Myidae. The transcript is spliced from 23 exons. The record is from RefSeq and is a predicted model, not a curated record. Bases 171 to 5294 code for a protein of 1707 amino acids.